CCUCCUUCUUCUUGUAGUUAUUUAAACGCGGUUAUUAGUUGUUUCAACACAUUAUCAACAUCAGCUGAACUCGACAUUUGUGACACCGUGAAUGUGUGUGAGUUCAAAGACUAACGGAGAAACAGCUGCGCCGUUGUCGUCACUCGAUCACAUGACAUGCCGGUCAGCUGACCGCCGUCUUCCGGGUUGUGUGUUUAUCUCCAGCUUCAGUUUCCUCCGUGUUGACUCAGUUGGCACCAUGAGCGCCUCAGACAGCGAGGAUGAUUUCUACAACGAGAGGACGGCGUUGGUCCCGGCAGAAAAUCCAGCAGUGCCGUCCUAUAGGCCAGAUCUUGACUCCACCCCCACAGAAGACUCUCCACCUUUAAGGCCAAAGCCGGGGGUGAGUGGGCGAGCGGCUCCAGGCAGCUUGGACAGCAGUGGCGGUGAAGGAGGGGGGGGCGGGGGCUCGGAUCAGGAGGCAGACGACGAGGAGCUGACGCUGAAGUACGGCGCCAAACACGUGAUCAUGCUCUUCAUCCCCGUCACUCUCUGCAUGGUGGUUGUGGUCACCACCAUCAAGUCGGUCAGCUUCUACACGGAGAAGACCAACCAGCAGCUGAUCUACACGCCGUUCACGGAGAACACAACGUCUGUCGGCCGCCGCCUCCUCAACUCUGUCCUCAACACCAUCAUCAUGAUCAGCGUCAUCGUGGUCAUGACAAUCUUCCUGGUCGUCCUCUACAAGUAUCGCUGCUACAAGUUUAUCCACGGCUGGCUCAUCUUGUCGUCCCUCAUGCUUCUCUUCUGGUUCAGCUUCAUGUAUCUUGCGGAAGUGUUUAAGACGUAUAACAUGGCGGUGGACUACGUGACGGUGUCGGUGCUGAUCUGGAACUUCGGGGCUGUGGGGAUGAUCUGUAUCCACUGGAAAGGUCCUCUGCAGCUGCAGCAGGCGUACCUCAUCCUCAUCAGCGCUCUCAUGGCACUCGUCUUCAUCAAGUAUCUGCCCGAGUGGUCAGCGUGGGUCAUUCUGGGCGCCAUCUCCGUCUAUGAUCUGGUGGCCGUCCUCUCUCCUAAGGGUCCUCUCAGGAUGUUGGUGGAAACAGCUCAGGAACGUAACGAGCCCAUUUUCCCGGCCCUCAUCUACUCCUCCGCCAUGAUGUGGACGGUGGGGAUGGCGAGCCCGACGGAUGCUCCGCACUCCCAACACCACUCAGACGAAGAGGCGGAGCAGAGUGUCAGAGGGGCGGAGCCUGAGAGCAGACAGCCCAGGACAUUUCCAGAAGAGCUGGAGGAGGACAGGGGAGUGAAGCUGGGACUGGGUGACUUCAUUUUUUACAGUGUUCUGGUUGGAAAAGCAGCAGCCACCGGUGGAGACUGGAACACGACACUCGCCUGCUUCGUAGCCAUCCUCAUUGGCCUGUGCCUCACACUGCUGCUGUUGGCCAUCUUUAAGAAAGCGUUGCCGGCGCUUCCCAUCUCCAUCACCUUCGGCCUCAUCUUCUACUUCUCCACGGACUUCCUGGUGCAGCCGUUCAUGGACAACCUCGCCGCUCAUCAGUUCUACAUCUGAGACGGAGCCCCGCCCACCCCCAUCACAGGAAGUGAUGUAACAGCUGCCGCUCCUGUCCCUCAAACAUUCCUCUUUUUAAUACAGGACUUUUUAGAAGAAAAGAAAAAGUGAAUUUCAGCUGGAUUUUUAAGGUGGAUUCGCAUAUUUGUAGAUCAAAGAUAAAGAAAUAUAACGUGA
Messenger RNA from Solea senegalensis (Senegalese sole), 1729 nucleotides. It is a transcript of the gene psen2, whose product is annotated as presenilin 2. The coding region runs from base 92 to 1552 and encodes 486 amino acids. The record is from RefSeq and is a predicted model, not a curated record. Gene Ontology annotation, cellular component: neuronal cell body; Z disc; nucleus. The transcript has 11 exons. Lineage: Eukaryota; Metazoa; Chordata; Actinopteri; Pleuronectiformes; Soleidae. Gene Ontology annotation, biological process: amyloid precursor protein catabolic process; amyloid-beta metabolic process; membrane protein ectodomain proteolysis. Gene Ontology annotation, molecular function: aspartic endopeptidase activity, intramembrane cleaving.